Messenger RNA from Daphnia magna, 984 nucleotides. Its product is annotated as prenylated Rab acceptor protein 1. Bases 255 to 863 code for a protein of 202 amino acids. Gene Ontology annotation, cellular component: Golgi apparatus. The record is from RefSeq and is a predicted model, not a curated record. The transcript has 6 exons. Lineage: Eukaryota; Metazoa; Arthropoda; Branchiopoda; Diplostraca; Daphniidae.
GGCACUUUUUUGACCAGCUUAUUGUGGUUAGAUUUUUUAAGCGAAUGACGUACGUCGCAUAUGUUAGUCUGUUAUUGGUUUUCCCUUUAAAGAAUCGAAAUCUUUUAUUUUGCCAUAGCAACCAUCCAAGUUCGUAUAAUAAGCAUACUGUGGAAGAAAAACCAGCUCGUAAACAACAACAAAAAAGGCCACCUAGCGGUGUAUUUACCUUUUGUAUAUGAAUCUGAAACCAGACGAUCUUCCUCGCGUGUCAAAUGGCUGACGUGGACAAGUUGGAACUGUUGGAUAGCUAUGUAACAGGAAAUUUGAUGGAAUCCGAAGUUUUAGAAAAUAAGCCUUCACGGGAUUCUAUGAUGUCGCUUCCUGUCAAACUCAAUCUGUCCGUCCCAGCUGCACAGGAAUGGGUAGGCACAAGAAGAAAACAACUUAAACCGUGGUUUCGAUUUGUACAAACCUCAAAGUUUCAAAGUCCAUCAUCAGUGCCUGCCCUUGGUGCAAGGAUUGUGAAGAAUAUUGAUCAUUUUCAAAGCAAUUAUUUAUGCAUUUUUGUCGUUCUUAUUUUGUAUUGUUUGUUAACAUCACCCCUACUUUUGUUUGCUGUGGGCACAUCAUUAGGAGCUUGCGCUUUGAUAUCACGCAAAAAUGUUGAUCAGAAAAUUUGUGUAUUUGGUCAAGAAAUCAGCUUAGCUCAGCAAUAUGGGCUUAUUGCCAUGGUGUCUCUUCCACUUUUCUAUCUAGCAGGAGCUGGGUCUGUGGUGUUCUGGGUUUUAGGUGCUUCUAUGUUUUUUAUUGUUUUGCAUGCAUCUUUUUACAAUAAUGAAUCCCCUGAAGAGAGUUUUGAACUCCCCAUUCAACAGGUUUAGAAGUUUUUUUUCUAUCAUUAUUUCUGUAUGCUAAUCUGCCUUUAUUUAACUGAUUAUUUUAAUAAUUUCUAUCAAUGUUUUCAUGUUUUGUUUGCACUAAAUACAUUGAUUUUAGUUACCA